This is a messenger RNA of Kockovaella imperatae, 648 nucleotides long. RefSeq lists its product as hypothetical. The coding region runs from base 156 to 611 and encodes 151 amino acids. The transcript has a single exon. The record is from RefSeq and is a predicted model, not a curated record. Lineage: Eukaryota; Fungi; Basidiomycota; Tremellomycetes; Tremellales; Cuniculitremaceae.
AUGGGCGAUUGUGAGUCUAUGAAGACCCAUUCAGCCUUCUCACAGACUGAUCCCUCAUAUUCCCAGGGCGGCGAAGAGAGAGCGAUGGAUCUGAGACUACCAAAGUGGAUGAUGAUGCAGAUUCGAUCUACACCCACGGGGUGGGUUUCCGAACGAUGCGUCAUCUGGAAUACCAGGCUGACUCUUUUCCUCAGGUAGCUGUCCUCGAACCUUCACCGCUACCAAUGCCCGGUACACCGGAGACUACACCUUCCACGCCAAAGACACUACCACGGCAUGCCGUCCAAAGAGGGAUAUUUGAUACGCCUGACCAGGCGGAUCACUCGCAUCCCGACGUAGCUGUGCCGUCCGCGGAAAAUUCUCAUACUACGCCUCCCGUCCAGACUUCAUCCCAAUUCCUUCGAUUCAACCCUUCGCCCACUUCCACAGCCGUCUUGUCCCGCUUGGCGAAGAUACACGAUCAUCCCGUCUCACCGUCGUCUACAGGACACAGUUGGGAUCCCAGUCCUAUUGACGGACCUGUCGAGGGGCACACAGCUGGAAGAUGGCCACUAGGCAACAAGGCUGUGAAUGGAGAAGCUGCAGCGGCAACGGCCCCCAAAACCGGUUGACAUGGAAAAGCACUAAGAACCAGCCUGGGAACCGACU